Messenger RNA from Aspergillus lentulus, 2172 nucleotides. RefSeq names its product Zn(II)2Cys6 transcription factor. Gene Ontology annotation, biological process: positive regulation of transcription by RNA polymerase II. Gene Ontology annotation, molecular function: zinc ion binding; transcription cis-regulatory region binding; DNA-binding transcription factor activity, RNA polymerase II-specific. The record is from RefSeq and is a predicted model, not a curated record. Gene Ontology annotation, cellular component: nucleus. NCBI's taxonomy places the organism in Eukaryota, Fungi, Ascomycota, Eurotiomycetes, Eurotiales, Aspergillaceae.
AUGUCGGAUCGGUGUAAACCGCUCACAUACAUCCAACGAAAAGAAUUGCGCAGACCGCUGACUCCAUUUCCUUUUCACCGUACAUUAGGCUGCAUUACCUGCAAGGCAAAGAGACUAAAAUGUGACGAAUCGAAGCCGACCUGUCUCCAAUGCAAGAAGCGCAACGUGGAGUGUGGAGGUUACAAAAAGGACUUUAAAUGGCGUCCAUUCGAAGAAACCAACGUGGUCAGCAGGAUUUCUUCUAUUCAAGCCAGGAAGAGUGAUCCGGCCACAUCAGGCAAAGAAAGGAGGGCCAGUCGUUCAGUGCAGGCGGGUAAGGAUCGUCAACCUUGGCCGGUUAGCGCUCGAUCGUCCACACCGACAGCAUCCUCUCUGGAAUCGAAUGAUGUUGCACCCAUUCAUACAAUCCAGUCAGGGAAUUCGCCUUCCACUGAUUCACCACUUGCAUCGACACAGGAAAACCUCGCAUCUCGGAACGGUGGCAUAGCUCGUUUCCUGGACUUCAGUAAAGCAGAAGAUGAGCUCUUCGCGCCGUUUUUCGCAGAUAGUUCACCACUGGAGCAGUCUCCACGGCUCUCCGAUAUUGUACCCUCCGCUCUGGAUAUCCAUACGAGCCCAAUACGAAGGCCACUGGGGCUGGCUUCGCAGAACACAACUCUUCGAUCGGGCAACUUGAGCUUUGCAGCACUUCUUGGAGAGGACAAUGAUAAAAUAGAAGAAAUAGCCCGCCAGUCCGAUGAGUAUAUUGAUCCGUGGCUGGUAGGAUUUUCCGAUGGCGGGGCGUCGUCAGAGACGUCGAAUACCCCCGCUAUGCUGACCAAGGAGCCAAAAUUCGAUAUUGCCAGUCCCGAAAUGUUGGCACUGCAAUUCGACAGAUUCACUUGCGGGAUUUUGUCUGUCAAGGAUGGGGUAAAUGAAAACCCCUGGAGGACUCUGAUAUGGCCUCUGGCCGCAGAGACUCCAGCCUUAUAUCAUGCGAUAUUCUCUAUGACGGCUUUCCAUUCAAGCAAGGACAAUCCGGGCCUAAGAAUGCACGGCGUUGAUCAUAUGAGAAGAAGCAUUACUUACAUGGUCCAAGAUAUACAGAACAUGCGGGCAGAUGCUGCCUUAGCUACGAGCUUGGCGCUGGCAUUCGCGGACACAUGGGAUCAACACACCCGUAACUGUAUCCAGCAUGUACGCGGGGCCAAGGCACUCGUAUUGCAGGUCCUGAGGUCUAAGGUUCGGGAUGCAAACGACAUCGAGAGAAUCCGGUUUCUAUACAACACCUGGUUGUAUAUGGACGCGAUCGCACGCUUAACCUCUCGGGACGACGAGGGAGAUCAGGAUAUGAAUGUCUCCAUCUUCCAGCUGCCCCGGGAUGCAGUUCAUGAGAUUGACCCUUUGAUGGGCUGCGCCACUACACUCUUUCCACUCAUCAACCAGGUCGCCAGACUGAUCCAACGGGUUCGGAAGACGGAAUCAAAUUCAAUUUCUCUUGUCUCUCAGGCUAUCGAGCUAAAAAGACUUAUUGAGCAAUGGGAACCACCGGAGUGGUUCGUGCCGCCGGAGGAUCCAACAUCCGAAGUACAGCACAGUAUCCAGACGGCACACGCCUAUCGUUGGGCCACUUUGUUGUAUCUUCAUCAAGCAGUGCCAGAAAUGCCCUCAGAGCCAGCUAGUGACCUGGCCAAGCGUGUAUUGAUACUGCUGGCUACUGUUCCUUCGGGUUCCCGGACGACGAUUGUUCAGAUGUUCCCUCUGAUAGCAGCUGGAUGCGAGGCCGAACCAGGAGAGGAUCGCCAGUGGGUUUUGAGUCGAUGGAGAGCGAUCCAGUCUCGUCUCAUGAUAGGGUCCAUCGAUCGAUGUAUUGAAGUAGUUCAGGAAGUUUGGUCUCGCCGUGACAUCACCGAGGCAGAAAAGCAGCGACGCAGGGAGCGAGUGCUCAACAGCUCCAAUUUCCAGAGCAAAGGCGGUCCGGGUUUAACAUCUCAGGAAACGAAGGAACGAUUCAUCAGCAGUUUCACCAUUUCUUCCGACUCAGCAGUAUCGUCUAGACCCCCAUUCGUAGGCGCUCGAAGAAGCUCGGCUGUGUCGCCAUUGGAAAACAUCGAGUUCGAGAAGACAGUUAGAGGUAAAUUACAUUGGGUCAGUGUUAUGCAAGAAUGGGGAUGGGAAGUGUUUCUGGGAUAA